AUGGCUGUCGGGGUAAGAACUCAGUCUACAUUGACAAAAAGUAUGCUUUCUCAUAAAGUACAAUUUGAUGGUAGGAUCAUAUCAAGAAAUGGACGUGAUGCUUGCAGAGAGCUGGUUGGGUUCUUUUUUACUCAUUUACUUACAAUUUAUGAGUAUCGGCAAUUGGAGAAAAAUAGAACAAAUGUGCUUCCUUUUAUUCAAAAAAACAUUUAUUGUCAUCAGCAUGGACAAAGAAAAGGAAAACAAUACCAACUUGGUGAUUUUUUUUUGGGUGAAAACUUGACAUUUUUGAGCUCUGAUCAUCCCAGACUUCCAGAAAGCAUAAAAGAAAACACAUUGCUUACACUUCGAAUCACAAAUAUUGAUCAGAGAGCUUUGGAUUCUCUCAGAACAGAUUCUGUGGAACAUGAUGAUGUAAUCAAUGAAGCCAAUGACAGACUGGUUUUCAAGGCCAUUCAAGAUGUGCUAAACGAACAGCUAUGUAAAAGAGGUGUUCGUAUUUUGACUGGAUUGAGAAAAUACCUUCAACAAUUGGACAAGGAAGGAAAUGGACUUUUAGAUAAGGAAGAUUUUAAGCAAGCUUUAAAAGUAUUUCACUUAGAAGUGUCUGAAAAUGAUUUUGAAUCUUUGUGGCUAAUUCUAAAUGGUUAUGGCAAUGACAAGGUUGAUUACAGAGAAUUCAAGCGUGCCAUUAUAGGUGAAAUGAAUGAAUACAGGAAAUCAUUUGUUCAAAAGGCCUUUAUGAAAAUCGAUUUUAACAAAACAGGCAGUGCAUCUGUUAGAGACAUAAGAAAAUGUUAUUGUGCAAAGAAGCAUCUUCAAGUAAUUUCAGGACAUUCCACAGAGGAAGAAAUCAAAACAUGUUUUCUAGAAACAUUGAAAGAUGCCUGCAGUAAGUCUGAUGAAGUGUCAUAUGGUUAAUUUGAAGAUUACUAUGAAGGUCUAAGUAUAGGGAUAGUAGAUGAUGAAGAUUUUGUUAAUGUCUUACAUACUCCAUGGGGGAUCUAG
This is a messenger RNA of Mesoplodon densirostris (Blainville's beaked whale), 1008 nucleotides long. It is a transcript of the gene CAPS2, whose product is annotated as calcyphosine 2. NCBI's taxonomy places the organism in Eukaryota, Metazoa, Chordata, Mammalia, Artiodactyla, Ziphiidae. Gene Ontology annotation, molecular function: calcium ion binding. The record is from RefSeq and is a predicted model, not a curated record. The transcript is spliced from 10 exons.